Molecule: messenger RNA, 2101 nt
Organism: Eremomyces bilateralis CBS 781.70
Lineage: Eukaryota; Fungi; Ascomycota; Dothideomycetes; Eremomycetales; Eremomycetaceae
Product: phosphoglycerate dehydrogenase
Exons: 3
Coding region: 353-2101 (582 amino acids)
Biological process (GO): L-serine biosynthetic process
Molecular function (GO): NAD binding; phosphoglycerate dehydrogenase activity
Source: RefSeq, a predicted model, not a curated record
CUUUGCUUCAUCCAGCAACACAAGUCACCCAACGGAUCUGCUGUGUGAAUUAGCACAACGUAACACAUACGGCGCGGCAUGCCGGCGAAAAAUUAGGUGACCGUGGCUGAGUCGAGUGGAGUGCGAUUGGCAAACGAUGGAAAGGUCUAGCCGGAGGUGCUUUUUCUAUUUCAUUCAGGCCAUGUCCUCCCGCGGGGUGAGCGCGAAGCCAACCUGUUUCAUUCUUUGAUUACUGUCACAGUCAUCGUCAAGUCCUUCUUCCCUUUCGUCUUUCAGUGAACCUUGUUCGUGCCGCCAGUGGCCCCUUCUCAUUGACCUGUGUCAAGAUAGCCCACCCCUUUGACCAUCCGCCAUGCCCAUCCCCGCCCCCGGCUUCCAACCCGCCCUCCCUAAGAUCCUCAUCCCCGAGAAAAUCUCCCCAGACGGCAUCGAGAUCCUCAAGAAGUCGACCACGAUCCAUCAGAAGCAUGGCCUCAGCCCCGAGGAGCUCCUCCGGAUCAUCCCGGACUACGAUGCCCUCAUCGUCCGUAGCGAGACGAAGGUGACGGCCGAGCUGCUGAGGGCCGGCAAGAAGUUGAAGGUCGUGGCGAGGGCCGGCGUCGGCGUGGAUAAUGUCGAUGUAGCGACGGCGACGACGUUGGGAGUGAUUGUUGUGAAUAGUCCAGUGGGGAAUAUCAAUGCGGCGGCGGAACAUACCAUCGCAUUGAUGAUGGCCGUUGCAAGGAAUGUCGGCGAUGCCUGUGCGAGUCUCAAAGCCGGGAAAUGGGAGAGGAGCCGACUUGUGGGUGUUGAGGUGAAGGGAAAGACAUUGGCGAUUGUAGGACUCGGGAAGGUGGGACUCACCGUUGCUCGUCAAGCCGGAGGCUUGGGCAUGAACUUGAUCGCCUAUGACCCCUAUGCCAAUCCCAAUAUCGCCGCCGCGGCGAACGUCACCCUCUACCCAUCUAUCAAAGACCUCCUCCCCCUCGCGGACUUCUUCACCAUCCACACCCCCCUAAUUGCCAGCACAAAAGGGAUGAUCGGCGCCGCCGAGCUCGCCAUCAUGAAGCCCACCGCGCGCCUCCUCAACGUCGCUCGAGGCGGCAUGAUCGACGAAGCGGCCCUCCUCUCCGCCCUCUCCGCCCAAACCAUCGCCGGCGCCGGCCUCGACGUUUUCACCUCCGAGCCUCCGCAGCCCGACUCCGUGACCUCCCGCCUCAUCGCCCACCCCGCCGUCGUCGCCACCCCGCAUCUCGGGGCCAGCACCGUCGAGGCGCAGGAGAACGUAUCCCUGGACGUCUGCGAGCAGGUGAUUCUCAUCCUCGCGGGCCAGCUGCCGCGGUCCGCUGUCAACGCCCCUUUCAUUCUCCCCGAGGAAUACGGCACGCUAAAACCCUUCGUCGGGCUCGUGGAGAAGAUGGGGACGCUGUACACGCAGCAUUGCGCGCGCUAUCGCCGCGACGGCCUACCCGGGACGAACGCGCAUUUCCGCACGACGUUCGACCUGAUCUACGAAGGCGCGUUAGCGAACCUGAACACCACGAAACCGUUGUUCGCGGCGCUGGUGAAGGGCCUGCUGGCGACGAUCGCGGGGCCGGAUGGUACGAACGUGAACAUCGUUAACGCAGAACUGGUGGCGAAAGAGCGAGGGAUCACGAUCAACGAGUCGCGAUCGCGCGAGAACGUGGACGAGAAGGGGUACGCCGCCUCGGUGACGCUGAAGGCGCGCCUCUCCCGCUCGAGCGGCGCGAGCGCGGACGCCACGGAGGAGGAGCAGGAGAUCCAGGGCUUCGUGUCGGCGAACACGCCGUACAUCCGCACGCUGGACCGGUUCUCGACGAACUUCGUGCCGGCGGGGACGCUGUUGAUCUGCCGGAACUUCGACAGCGUGGGGAAGAUCGGGUUCGUGGGGUCGCGGCUGGGGAAAGCCGGGGUGAAUAUCCGGUACAUGAGCGUGGCGCCGCUGCGGACGGGGGGGAAGACGUUUGAGGGGAACGGGGGGGUGGAAUCGGAGAAUGAGGCGUUGAUGAUUUUGGAGGUGGAUCGGCCGGUGGAGGAUGCGGUGGUGAAGGGGCUGAUUGGAGAGGAGGGGGUUUUGGAGGCGAGCGUGGUUACUUUGUGA